AUAGUUCCAAUAACAAGUAAUAUUGUUCGAUAGUCAGUGAUUUUUAUCCCCCUCGAGGAUGUCUGUGAAUUUAUCUAAGAACAAUGAGUCUCUGGUGGCUGCUUGGACGAGCGUUGUGGACGACAAGUCCCCGGUCAACUGGGCUGUCUUCGGCUACGAGGGUCAGACGAAUAUUCUGAAGGUCGUGUCCACCGGUGACGGUGGCCUCGAAGAGAUGAUCGAGGACCUGAAUAGCGGUCACAUAAUGUACGCAUUCUGUCGUGUAAUCGACACAAAAACAAGCCUUCCAAAAUGUGUCCUGGUGAAUUGGCAGGGGGAGCUCGCACCAAUAGUCCGCAAAGGUACUUGUGCUAAUCACAUUCGCGACAUUGAACGUCUGCUCAAAGGCGCCCACAUUCAGGUAAAUGCACGUUCUGAGGAGGAUGUCGAGGUGGAUAUGAUCAUGGAGAAGCUGGCGAGAGCAACAGGUUCAGCUUACAAAUUUCAAGCGCCUCGUAGUAAGGACGUGGGUAACACAUUUCCGGUGGGUACGACGUACAAACGUGUAAUACCAGCGCAGGAGAUAAAUGCAACAGAACGCGAUGAAUUUUGGCAGAAGGAAGAGCUCGAGGAGAAGGCUAGGGUAGAGCAGGAGAGAAUCAGAAGGGAGAAGGAGAGACAGAGGAUGGAGAUGGAGACGAGAUCGCGUGAGGAAAAGCAGAGUAAAAUAAGGGAGGAGGAGGCAACGCCUAUUGUCAGGAAAAUCGAACAGUCUGAGCAGAGGGUACAGGAGCUCAAGAACCUGAGAAAUCACCAGCCGAAGGCUGACAGUGAUGAUGAAGAGCCCAAGUCCAAGAGCGAGGAAUUGAGGAGACAGAGGAGCAACGAGGCACAACAGCUCAUUGCCCAGAGGACGAUCAACGCUAGAGCUGUUUUCGAGCAGAAUUCAGCAGCUGGACAGAUGAGAACUGGAUUUGCAACUGCAAAGGCUGUCCCCAGGGAGACGAGGGUUGAGAGAGUGAAGGAGGACAAACAGCAGGUGCCUCAGGAAGUGGAGGAGGAGAAAAAAGUGGAGGUAGUGAAUAACGAACCUCAGGAGGUUAAGGAAACUCUGGACGUCUGCAAGGAUCCUCCGGUCGUGUCUAGUCAUGAUCAUGAGGUGAAGACUGACGAAAAAAAGCCUCCGGAGGAGAUCAGCACCGUUGAGAAUGAUUUGUACAAUCAACUCAGCGGGGAGAACUUCCUUUAUUUCGAUCCCAAUAAUGAGGGGAUGAAGGCUAGGGCUUUGUACGAUUAUCAAGCUGCUGAUGAUACGGAGAUUACGUUUGAUCCGGGUGAUGUUAUCACGCAUAUUGAUGCUAUUGAUGAGGGCUGGUGGCAGGGACUAGCGCCUGAUGGUACUUAUGGACUUUUUCCGGCUAAUUAUGUCGAGGUUAUUGAGUAUGCCAGUACAUGAGGCGUGGGAGUUGUUGAUCGAGGCGGGGUCACCGGGGUUAUUAAUGAGUGUUAGAGGUUUAAUUAUUCGGAAGACGAGGAAGGGAGUCUUUGGAGAUGAGGAUAACAUGAGAAUGGAGAAAUGAAAUAAGAAAUAUCGAUGAUUUUUAUAGGUUCCUAAUGCAGUAGGAAGUUUAAGGAAAAUUCAACAUGUCGCUAAUUUUUCAUGUCUAGGGGGGCCUAGUGGAGGUUCUGGAAUUGAAGAUAUUUUUAGGAGAUUUCAGUCUCAUAAAAAUUAAUUUCUUCGAGUUUCUUUGUAGAGAAGGAAUUGGAAGGCAAUUGAAAGAAGUUUCUUGUUGUGGAAUUGUCUUCGUGAGGACUGGAUUUGUGAGAAAUUGUUAAAAGACAUUUACCGCUGGAGUCAGAUGUUUGUGAGAUAAAUGGAUAGUUGACAGAAAUGAAAAAUUGACUUCUAUUGAUGAUUUGUGAAAGUUAGAAGAGUAAAUCGUAAUUAAAGUGUUUGUGAAGUUGAUAAUUUUCUAGAGGCUGGAAAUUUGUUGAUUCUCUCUGCACUUCAACAAUCUGUUGAAUUUAAUUCACCUGUGGAGGGGUAUACCUGAAUGAAUUAUAUGAGACUCUUCUCGCAGAAACGUUUCUUCAAAAAAAUUAUUUAUUCAGACAAAUUCCUCUAAAGAAUAAUUUUCUAAAUAAAAAAAACUCGAGAAAUUAGAAAAGUCAUCUGGUUUAGAAACUCAAUGUAAUAAAUUCCAUUCUAUGAAUUUUACUUCCAAUUCAGUUUCCUUCUUCAGUUAUAUCUCUCCGCGAUUGGGUAAAUAUUGAUUAAUAUGAACGACUGAAGCCAUAAAUCCUAGAACUAAUAUGAAAGUGACCUUCAUCAAUUGUUCAACGUAUUAUACUGACAUUCAUCACCACCAGAAUGACAAAGAAAAGUACUUAACGUUAACUGAUGAAUUUCCAAAUUCUAAAAUUAUACAAUUUUGUACAUCAUUUCAACAAUUAUGUCACUGGCUUCAGUUGAAAGAGGAAGACCAGAGGAAAACCGUUAUCUUCCGGAGAAAAUAGUGUAUAAUGAAUUGCGGAAUUUUUACUUCCUGUUGACAGUUCAUGAAGCAGAGUGAGUCAGAAUGAAAUUAUCACUUUUCAUAAUCAAAGACAAUUUUUUUGUCCUUUAUUUGAGGGUCAAGUAGAGGCCCUUGAUGGCUUUUAGGGUUGAAAUCGCAACCAAGAUCGUUAGACCCCUAAUAAAAAACAAAAAAUUGUUCUAAAUCAUUGUUUUUCUUAGCAUUUCAUUCUGCCCCAGUCUCGCUGAAUUUCGUACUCGUAGUAUGUGGAUCCUACAAGUAUAGAAUUUAUUAUUCAAUUUCCAUAAUAGAAUAUCACAAGACAAUAAUUUUCAUCUGCAUUAAAAUAUUGUCAACGACUGUCAAACCUUCGAGUAUUUAAAAAUUAUGUAAAAACAGAGUCACUGUACAUGUUUUAUGUUAAUUUUCAUCAACUGAUAAUUUUGAUAAAUAAUUCUACACCUGCAGGAUCGCAAUAGUAUAAAUAUAUGUAAUUAAUGAAUCUGGAACUCAAGUAGUUAAGAACCAAAUUUGUAAUACGUUUUUUUCAAGUUUUUAAGAAAAAUACGAGGUUUUUUGCAUUUAUCACUCGAUCAUGACUAUCAUUACUAAAAAAUCAUUAGAUCUCAAAUUCAUGCAAAUGACUGUGAACCACGUCACAACUGCUCGAGAAAAUAAAAGUCGAAAGAUUUCCAAGAGUCUUUUUAUUAUUAUUUAACAUAAAUAGGGAAAAGAAAUUGAAGAAUUCGAACGAAUAAUUGAGUUGAUUUUGCCGUAACUAGUUGAAUGUUUUAUGAAGAUAUUUACAAUGAUGUGCUAUUACUUUAAUCGACAAUUUCAAUUGCAGAACUCAAUUGUUCUUCGGAAAAAUUUAUCCGGUGAAUAAUGAAUAAUGAGAUGUAAUUUGAAGAUGCAAUUGAUUUUCAUGCACGAAUACUCAAUUGUUAUACAAUCUCAAUAAUGCAAUAUGUUCAUGGAAAUGUAUGAAAUUAAUUUGAUUUUAACUUUCAUGGAAUAAAUCUGUUUUUCAUAA
Messenger RNA from Diachasmimorpha longicaudata, 3528 nucleotides. RefSeq names its product drebrin-like protein (gene Abp1). The transcript is spliced from 2 exons. The record is from RefSeq and is a predicted model, not a curated record. NCBI's taxonomy places the organism in Eukaryota, Metazoa, Arthropoda, Insecta, Hymenoptera, Braconidae. The coding region runs from base 59 to 1435 and encodes 458 amino acids. Gene Ontology annotation, molecular function: actin filament binding. Gene Ontology annotation, biological process: neuron projection morphogenesis; regulation of actin filament polymerization; positive regulation of axon extension. Gene Ontology annotation, cellular component: lamellipodium; site of polarized growth; cortical actin cytoskeleton.